Molecule: messenger RNA, 8172 nt
Organism: Labrus mixtus (cuckoo wrasse)
Lineage: Eukaryota; Metazoa; Chordata; Actinopteri; Labriformes; Labridae
Gene: lats2
Product: large tumor suppressor kinase 2
Exons: 9
Coding region: 529-4059 (1176 amino acids)
Biological process (GO): regulation of organ growth; hippo signaling; G1/S transition of mitotic cell cycle
Cellular component (GO): nucleus; spindle pole
Molecular function (GO): protein binding; ATP binding; protein serine/threonine kinase activity
Source: RefSeq, a predicted model, not a curated record
UCCAACUUUGUGCUGCAUUUCUGAUCCAGGCUGCAGUUUGGGGAGAAAAUGGAGGCUCAUUUCAUCAUAUUUACCUCGCUCCUCCGUCUACAACGAGCCUUUCGACCGACGAACGGACUUUAAACGUUGCUAUUUGACGGGAUUUUACUCUCCAAUCUGAAGUUAUUCUCGCUAGGUCUUCUAUCACAUGGCGGAGAUUGGCAGCAUCAUGGUUUGGCUCCGCGGUGCCCUCGUGACCGGCUGCAUUUCCUGGAAUAAGCUGGAACCUGAGCCUUGAAAGCCACACCAUGGAAUGAGUGUAGUACCACACCUCAGCUUCAUCUGGCCCACCAGCAUCAGCAGGAAUCACAGACACAAAGAGAGACACAAACAAAUACGGGACACGGAGGAGGAGGACUCUCUGCUCCUGCCCGCUUUUUUUUUUUAUCUAUUUAGGUCAGCCAUCCAGAAAGAGAUCAUUUGGAGGGAGUGAGCGUCAGUGUGUGUGUUUCUCUUUUAGAGUAGGUGCCUGCCCUGGGCACUGAGGACAUGAGGCCAAAAACUUUCCCAGCUGCCCCCUAUGUGGGGAACACGCGCCAGAGGCUUCAGGAGAUCAAGGAGGGUCUGAAGCAGCCGGCCAAGCUUGUGAGCCAGGCCCUGCACGGGGGCAGCUCCCGGACCGAGGGCGGCAGAGGGGCCGACUGCAAGAGCGGGAAAGACACGGCCAGCCGCCAGCAGCAGCUCCGACCGCCACAGAAGUUUAACAACUACCAGAAUGCCCUUCGAGAAAUCAGAAAGUCCCUCAUGCCCUUUGCCAACGAGUCAGGCCCCUCUUCAGGGUCAGGACACCCUGCAGGAGCCGGGGAGGUGAACCGGCAGAUGCUGCAGGAUUUGGUCAAUGCCGGCUGUGACCAGGAGAUGGCUGUGAGGGCGCUAAAGCAGACGGGGAGUAGGAAUAUCGAAGCCGCCUUAGAGUACAUCAGCAAAAUGGGUUACCUUGACCCCCGCAAUGAGCUCAUCGUCCGUGUCAUCAAGCAGACUUCACCAGGUAAAGCUGGCAUGCCAAACUCAAUGGACCACCGCCCUGCAUUAGAGGCUUCAGGGGAAGUGGGUGCCAUGCCUCCGUACCACCAGAUGGGGGCUCCAAUGUAUGACGGGGCAGCUGGUUACGGCCCUGAGGGGGAGAUGUCCAGAGCCUACAUGGGCGCUCCCCCUGUGAUGAACUACAUGAUGCCUCCUUCUGGUGCAGCACAGGGUCCUGCCAUGGGAAACCCGAUGGGUCGACCUCCCAGUAUGGGCAACUAUCCAGCGGUGAUGGCCCCCCAGGGCAACCAGCCCAACAACAUGUACCCUCCAGGGGCGCCACAGAAAGGCUACACCGGUGGUAUGGAACAGCAUGGCCCCAUGAUGAGCUACAAUGUCCCCGGUCAGCCUCUGCAGCUCCAACCUCAGCCACCAGGAGGCCCUGUUCCUGGUCCACACUAUGAUUAUGGCCAUACCAGGCCACACAUGAUGGAGCCUGCAGGUUAUGGAGUGAAGAGGACCGCCUCCUUUCAGAACAAGAUGGCACCGCCUCAAAUGGCGCCCCCCGAUAACUACGUCAACAUGCAAGGAAAAGGGGCCAUGGUUCAGAAUGGUCCUGGAGGAGGAGGUGGAGGUUACCCUGCAAACCUGUAUCUGCCCCCUCAUUCCCACCCACGCCAGGCCAGCCCCACGUCCCACCAGGUCCACAUGAUGUCCCGCUCCCCAGGUGGAGUCACAACCAUGGGCCCAGACUUUUCCGACAUGCCGCAGGGCUUGAUGACCCCAUCUAGGGCGAGCCUCAACCUGGACCUGUAUGAGCACCACUGGGCCGGGCCUCCAGGUCCAGAAGGGGCCCCUCCAGCUAGGCAGCCCCAGCCUCAGGGCCCAUUUAGGGGGGAGGUGCGGGUCCCCAGCAGAACCAACUCGUUCAACAAUCGCUCUGCUGGUCCAAAUGGUGUCCGACCAGCGAUGGCUGCUCCACCUCCAGCAGGAAAACAGGACCCCUCUUUGGGCCCACCAAACACCAUCACAGCUGUAACGUCCCCGCCCAUCCAGCAGCCAGUGAAGAGCAUCCGUGUGAUGAGACCAGAGCCAAAGACUGCCGUGGGACCCUGUCACCCAGGGUGGAUGACGGCUCAGACCCAGGAAGCAGCCGAGUCUCUGGGCUACAUGCCCGAGGAGACCUACCCUCUGGAGCCUGCUCAGGAGCCACGCUGCCCACCACCACCUUACCCCAAAAACCUGCUCAUGUCCGGGGCAGCUGUCGAGCCCGGAGCCCUGGAAGGAGCAGGGGACAUGUGUGGAGCCCCGCACCUGAAUAACCCUGCAGCCAGAAACACCCGCGGCGGCAGUGGAGGGAGCGGAAAGGGCGAGGAGAGCCAGCAGGCGAAAGAGAAGACGAAGAUGGGAAAAGGAGAAAAAGCAGUGAAAGACAAGAAGCAGAUCCAGACGUCACCUGUGCCUGUGAGGAAGAACGGACGUGAUGAGGAGAAGAGAGAGUCACGCAUCAAGACCUACUCACCGUUUGCGUUCAAAUUCUACAUGGAGCAGCACAUAGAGAACGUGAUGAAGACGCACCAGCAGAAACUGAACCGCAGGCUUCAACUGGAGCAAGAGAUGUCAAAGGCCGGCCUAUCAGAAGCAGAGCAGGAGCAGAUGAGGAAGAUGCUGAACCAGAAAGAGUCCAACUACAACAGGCUACGCCGAGCCAAAAUGGACAAGUCAAUGUUUAUCAAAAUCAAGACUCUUGGCAUCGGUGCCUUUGGUGAAGUUUGUCUGACCCGAAAGGUGGACACUGGAGCACUUUAUGCCAUGAAGACACUGCGCAAGAAAGACGUCCUCAACCGCAACCAGGUUGCCCAUGUGAAAGCAGAGCGGGACAUCCUGGCCGAGGCAGACAACGAGUGGGUGGUGCGUCUCUACUACUCCUUCCAGGACCGUGACAGCCUCUACUUCGUCAUGGACUACAUCCCCGGAGGAGACAUGAUGAGUCUGCUCAUCAGGAUGGGCGUCUUCCCCGAACCAUUGGCGCGUUUCUACAUAGCCGAGCUGACGCUGGCCAUCGAGAGCGUGCACAAGAUGGGCUUCAUCCACAGAGACAUCAAGCCCGACAACAUCCUCAUUGACCUGGACGGACACAUCAAACUUACCGACUUUGGUUUGUGCACAGGUUUCCGCUGGACGCACAACUCCAAGUACUACCAGAAAGGGAGCCACGUCAGACAGGACAGCAUGGAGCCCAGUGACUUCUGGGACGACGUGUCAAACUGUCGCUGUGGUGACCGCCUGAUGACACUGGAGCAGCGCGCCAACCGGCAGCAUCAGCGCUGCCUCGCUCACUCCCUGGUGGGAACACCAAACUACAUCGCACCAGAGGUGCUGCUGCGCAAAGGCUACACGCAGCUGUGCGACUGGUGGAGCGUGGGAGUGAUCCUGUUUGAGAUGCUGGUGGGACAGCCGCCCUUCCUGGCCUCCACACCAACAGAGACUCAGAUUAAGGUCAUCAACUGGGAGAGCACUCUGCAGGUGCCGGCUCAGGUCAAACUGAGCCCCGAGGCGGUCGACAUCAUCGGUCGUCUCUGCUGCUCUGCGGAGGAUCGCGUGGGUUCAAACGGUGCAGGCGAAAUCAAGGCUCACCCUUUCUUCUCCCAGAUGGACUUCUCCAGCAAUCUGCGGCAGCAACCGGCGCCCUACAGACCCAAGAUCGCCCACCCGAUGGACACGUCUAACUUUGACCCUGUGGAGGAGGAGGGCGGCCCUGGGGCAUGGAGCGACAGCGGGGACAGCACCAGGGCCUUGGACAUGCUCUGCUCGCCACACGGGAAGCACCCAGAGCACGCUUUCUACGAGUUCACCUUCCGCAGGUUUUUCGACGACAAUGGCUGCCCCUUCCGCUACCCUAAACCUCCCGAGAGCUGCGAGGGGCCGCAGAGUAUCAGCGGAGCCGCCUGCAUGGGGCCGGAUGAGGAUGACGAACAAGAAGAAGAGGAGGAGGACGAUGAAGACAUGGGGGAGGAGGGAGAGCAGGGGGAGGGGUGUGAGCCGGUUUACGUCUAGAACUAUACCUGAGCGGCGUGUGUUUGUUACUGCCGACUAAUGCUCAUCCCCAGCCCAUGACCUUCCCACCUGCUCUACUUUCUGUCUGUGUGUAAAGGCUGCACAGGUGUGUCUGUGUGAGUUAAUGCAGAUCUGGCGUGUGUGAUUGUUGCAGGAGCAAGAUUGACAAACAUCGCCACCUUGUGGAAUCUAUAGUUUUUCCACAACGACUUUAAAAGCAAAACUCCCCUGAUCCGGGACCAAGAAACAACACUGACUACACAUCGGUGAAGCAUUGGCGGAUACAAGACUUUUAAGAAGAGGAUGUCUGGAUCAAAGAUGUCUGAUGUGAGGACUGCUUCCUUGUCCCAUUCCUUCCACCCUUGUGUCUUACACCCAGUAUUGGACAUGGAAAAAUGAGGAAUGGAAUCAGCUGAUCACGAGGGAAGGGGGGGGGGGACUGAAUAAGGAGCACGCCUCAUUCAUAGCUGCUGCAAAAUAAGCUACAAAGACACAUGCAUGCACGUGCACACAUUCACAUACAGUUAUCCUGUAAGGGUUAGGUGCAGGGUGGAAAAAUGGUUGUGUUGCCACAACGAUUGAAAGAUUUCAGUGUCCAUGUUAACGUUUCAUGAAGUCAGAAUACAUGGAGAACGUAUUCGAGCAAAGACGCAUCACAGAGACAUAGUUGUUCAGCAGAAAAGUUAGGCUCUGAGAUGAUAUGCGUCCCUUUGGCAACAUCAGGUUUUUGUUUUUUAUAUAUAUAUAUAAAUAUAUAUAUAUAUAUAUAUAUAUAUAGUAUAUUUCUGUGUCAUUUGAAUUGCUCAAAUUUGAUCAAAUUGAUCAAAUGUUAAAGAUCUACAUCCAUUUAGCAAAAAACAUUGUUUCAUCUAUCUAAUAUAUCCAAAGCUGCCUCAUUAUGUGACAAUAAGGGUCGUCAUGAUACCAGAAUUUAAAAAACUUAGUUAGACUCCAGUAAAAAUCAAACCAUAUUUUCUACCUGCUUCGAUACCACAAAUACGUUUUAGCACAUUUUAGUACCAAAACAUCAGUUCUGUAUUUGUGCACUCUCGACUGUGCUCUCUCUCUCUUUCUUCUGGUUCAAUGUAUAACUGAAGAUCUGUAGUUUUUUUUUGUUUUUUUCAAAUCUUCGGCCCUUUUAGCUUCUAUCGAUUAGUAAAAAAAACAAGAUUUUACCUUUUUAAUCACGUGGUAUUGAAAAGUAUUAAAGUAUCAAACAUUUUGACGACCUUAGUGCCAAAUAUAGUUGAUCCAGUUUCCUGUUUUGGAUUCCUAAUGGAGCCUGAUUCUUCUUCUCUCAGAGGUUACUGUUACAAAAACACUUGUUUUCCUGCAAGGCCUCCUGUUACUAUUUAUCUUACUCUGAGGUCUUGUACAGACAGCCAGCACUAAUUCUUUAUUUUUUUCCUGGCGUACACAAAUGAUUUUAAGAAAGUCCGGACCCUAAAAUGACCACAGAAAAAGCAGGUUUUGCAAAUUGACUUUGGAGCUCUUUUGAAACGCUUCAGAUGUCUCAGUCGGGAUGCUAUCCGAUUGCUCUUGUGAUCACGUUCUACUUCUUGUUUACCGGAGCUGCAGGUUGCUUCCAUGCUUUGUUUUAGGUCAAUAACGGAUCUAUAGACUGAAACCUGCUUCAAGAAAACGUAAAGAAAUCAGAGCUGGAGACGCUCGUACGGGACUGCAUCGCUUUCUGACUGAGGAUGAAAACUCUAACACACACUCACUAUGACGUAACGUCACCAGCCUCCUCCGGUCUCCUGGAGGCCGUCAUGACAACACAAAGCAACAACAACAAACGUGAUAGAAUGACUAUGUGCAAUACAAAAAAUACAUUAUCUAUAGUUUUCUAAACACUUAAUAUCUCUUGUUUUUUUGUACUGAAACGUACAAAUAUAUUGGUUUAUUAUAUUUUCUUUUUUCAGUUACAACAUGCUGCUUAUUAUUGUGGUUAAUAUUAUUUACAUUAUUAUUAUUAUUAUUAUAAUUGUUACAUUUGUUUUUCUUUGGCUUGAAGAAGUGUUGGCUCGAGCUGCCAUGUGUGCCUGGGUUUUUUUGAAAGUAAUGAGCUGUGUGCCUUUCUAAUUGAAUGUCGGCGUGCGCGUCGCCCCUCCACGACGAAGGAGACGCUGGGGACUAACGAUGACGAGCGGUGUGUUUUGCAGAAACAUGGAUGGUAGACUCCUUUCACCUCCUGCAGACGGGCUGGCCCUGACUGCGGGAGAGAAAGGAUUCUGGUUCAGGGCGAGAGAUGGAUCAGAGGAGACAGAAGUUAAAAUGACGACGAGGAGCGAGGAAGGUUGGCUUCAGGAAUUGUAAUCUGAAAAAAAAAAAAAAAAGAAUAAAUAGCUUUGUGUAUUUAACAAAAGCAGAACUUCAUCAAAGAGUAUCAGUUUGGUACAUUUUCUUUAUUUAUCCGAAAUGAGCACCAGUGUGAGUGUCUGUUCUUUACCACAGAGCUGUGCCAUGUCCUAGUUUGACAACACUAUCACCCCGUAUCGUCUUGCUUAUUGACAAUCAAACACCAUAACUGCUCUCGUUGAGUCGUGAUGAACUGUUUGGUCAUUUGAUACCAAACUGUUCCAACAGUAUUUAGUAUUGAACCGGGGGUGCUUCAGGAGUCACAACCUGUUUGAUUCUCUGAUGUGUAACCGGCAGAAUGAGUGAAAACGUGUGGAUAAGAUUUGUUACGACAGAUUUUCAAGUUUUUUUUUAUUUUUUGUUUUAUUUUGCUCGACAAUGUAUUGAAAGAUUGUUUUUUUCUGUAAAUGUGCCUUGUGUUCUGAAUGAGCAGCACAAUCUUAAAAGAUUGCUUUCUCUUUAUAAUCUCUCCUUCACAGACCUCUUUCACCUGUUACUGCUCUUCUUCUAGAGAAGUGGACAGAGCAUGCUUCACACACACACACAGGCUUUGAUUACAUGCAGACGCACGGAUCAGAAAAGGCAGAAGUCAGGAGGAGGGAAUUAGAGAGAACGAUAAACAACAGCUCAAGACGUUAAAGACAAACGUAAAGCUGCUAAAUAAACAAGAAAUAUAAAUUGAAGAUAAAUGCAUUAUGAAAGUGGUUUUACUGGGGGCGACGGUAGCCUAGUGGUUAUUGCGCGCCCCCAGUACAGAGGCUCAUGUCCUUGUGAGCAGGUGGCCCGGGUUCGAAUCUGACCUUUGGCACCUUAACCUGCAUGCCGUUCUCCACUCUCUCUCUCUCUCUCUCCUGGGUUUCUGACUCUAUCCCCCGUCCUAUCUCUAAAAUAAAACUCUCAAAAAGAAAGUGGUUGAACUGGUGUUGUGAACUAAUGGUGGGUAAAGACUUAAAUAUACCAUUUAACUGAGACUUUUUCUUCAACUCAUUGCAGAGGAAAGGGGUCUAAAACAUUGCCUCUAUAGACGCAGAUUUCUAUUUGUACCGUUGGUGGUGGUAAAGCAGGAUGUUGCAUGUAAACAUUGCCAGUGUGGCCUGUAAGCAGUCCAAAUCAAUCAAACCAGUCUCUCUCAGAGUUUUGGAUCUGGAGGUGCCUCUCUCACGGUCACCGUUCUCAGAUUGAGUCAGAGCUGGUUUGGUUCUUUCACUCUUCCCUGUACUUCCUCUUUCAGCUGGUCCAGAUGUGCCUUCUCUCCUCUGAACCUCUCAGUGACUUUGUUGUUUUUGUUGAUAUCAGGUCAGACUGCUUCAUGGCUAAAAAGCUUUAUCAAAGAGUGUGUGAGGGCUUUCCUGGAUGUGUGUGUGUGUGUGUGUGUGUGUGUGUGUGUGUUUUCUGUUUCUAAGGUUUGAGAGUGAUGACUGACAAUCUUUUACUGACUUGAUAUCUUCACGAGACGUACCUGUGUAUCUUUUCAUUUUGUAUUUUUACUCUAAGGAGGAUUUUCCUUAAUGUAUGAUACAAUCCUGUUACUCUUGCCUUUAUAUUUAUACAGAUAUACAUAUUUUUUGUAUCUUUUUUUCCCCCUUGUGCUAUUGUUAAAUGUCUACGCAGUAUUAUUGAUGAUGUAUUGUGACAUCAGCAUGAUGUCGGCGAUCUCUUUUUUUUUACAUUUAUGUAUCAAAUGAGAAUUUGUAAAAAUGCUUUCACAGUCCUCGUGUGUAAAAUGUAUGUAUAAAUUAAAUUAACCAUCUUUGA